Scophthalmus maximus (turbot) is the source of this 1924-nucleotide messenger RNA. Its product is annotated as phosphoribosyl pyrophosphate synthase-associated protein 1. Gene Ontology annotation, cellular component: ribose phosphate diphosphokinase complex; cytoplasm. The record is from RefSeq and is a predicted model, not a curated record. The transcript has 11 exons. The coding region runs from base 403 to 1593 and encodes 396 amino acids. Gene Ontology annotation, molecular function: magnesium ion binding; ribose phosphate diphosphokinase activity. Lineage: Eukaryota; Metazoa; Chordata; Actinopteri; Pleuronectiformes; Scophthalmidae. Gene Ontology annotation, biological process: purine nucleotide biosynthetic process; 5-phosphoribose 1-diphosphate biosynthetic process.
CGCUGCUGCUGCUGCGACCGCGUUGCUGCGAAGUUUACAGUGGCCACAUUUGAAUGUUAGCAGCGGAGUUAAUACUGACAACAGAUUGGCGUGUGUUCCGGAAACGGCGAAGACUCAGUGAGCCGCGUGGAAACGAGGCUCGGGCUCGGUCUGGUGCUUCUUCCGCUCGAGAGUCGUUCCCACGUCACAGGCGCGGCGCGGCGCGAGCCCCUUGUGUCGGAGUUAGUUUGUGUACAGUGUCGCGUUCAACCACGUCGGUGGUCACUUCCGUGAAACCACCGGGGGGCUUCGAUCUGCUGCGAAAAAACUGCUCUUCGGGGGAAAGACGAUUUGUUUUGGGGUUUUUUUUGUGACGAUUUGGUGAAAUCGUGACGAAUCGCACACAUUGGCUUCUGGAGCAACAUGCCUAUUAGGCGCUUCGGUGGUCACAGGUCUCUGGUCUCUCUCACCCCCAAACUGUCGUAUGGUCUCACCAAGAUGAACGUGUCAAGAAGCGGCUACCGCGUUUUCUCCGCCAACUCCAGCACCGCCGGCACCGAGCUGGCCAAGAAGAUCACAGAACGCCUGGGUGUGGAAUUGGGCAAGUCGGUGGUUUAUCAAGAGUCAAAUACAGAGACUAGAGUUGAUGUGAAAGAAUCUGUCCGUGGACAAGACAUCUUCAUCAUUCAGACCAUUCCCAGAGAUGUCAACACGGCGAUCAUGGAGCUGCUGGUCAUGGCCUAUGCCCUGAAGACGUCCUGUGCCAAGAACAUCAUCGGGGUCAUUCCCUACUUUCCAUACAGCAAGCAGUGCAAGAUGAGGAAGCGAGGAUCCAUUGUCUGCAAGCUGCUCACAUCCAUGUUAGCUAAAGCUGGAAUAACUCACAUCAUCACCAUGGACCUCCACCAGAAAGAAAUCCAGGGCUUCUUCAGUUUCCCCGUCGAUAACCUCCGAGCCUCACCUUUCCUCAUCCAGUACAUCCAGGAGGAGAUCCCAGACUACAGGAAUGCCAUAAUUGUUGCAAAAUCUCCUUCAGCUGCCAAGAGAGCUCAGUCCUACGCUGAGAGGCUGCGGCUCGGCCUGGCCGUGAUGCACGGGGAGGCCCAUCACUCGGAGUCGGACAUGGCUGACGGUCGACAGUCUCCCCCCUUGUCCCGAACCACCACAGGACACACCGGCCUGGAGCUGCCAUCAAGCAGCAGACAUCAUGUCCCAUUCCCUGGGAUAGAGCUCCCAAUGAUGAUGGCGAAGGAGAAGCCGCCCAUCACCGUUGUUGGAGAUGUAGGAGGAAGAAUCGCCAUCAUUAUUGAUGACAUUAUAGAUGAUGUGGAGGACUUUGUAGCAGCAGCAGAAAUCCUGAAGGAGCGGGGAGCCUAUAAGAUCUACAUCAUGGCUACACAUGGCCUGCUGUCUGCAGAGGCACCACGACUGAUAGAGGAGUCUGCGAUCGACGAGGUGGUGGUGACCAACACUGUUCCUCAUGAGGUUCAGAAGCUGCAGUGUCCAAAAAUCAAAACGGUGGAUGUCAGUAUGAUCCUUGCCGAGGCCAUCCGGCGCAUCCACAACGGGGAGUCCAUGGCCUAUCUGUUCCGCAACAUCGCUGUGGACGACUGAGGCAACACACUCAUACAUUAACAUUCCUGCACACACAAAGCAAAUACAUUAACAAGCAGACGCACACAUACGCCAAGGACCAAUAAUCCAGUCUCUGUUAUAACUGUUGUUCUGCUUGUUUUGCUGAUAAAUGUGCUGACAGAACUCGCCACUAUUUACUGUAUGUAACAUAUGAAGCAACUAAAACUCUGCUUCCUCUCAUGUGUUACAUAGUGGAAAUGUACCUAACAUUACAGACUGUUUCACUUCACUAAUAUAAGCUUCCCACCAUUUGGAGACAAAGAAUGCAACAUAAUGUAUCAUGGCAAAUAAAACUAUUCUUCUUGGGUGA